Rhagoletis zephyria (snowberry fruit fly) is the source of this 1611-nucleotide messenger RNA. Its product is annotated as transmembrane protease serine 9-like. Gene Ontology annotation, biological process: proteolysis. The record is from RefSeq and is a predicted model, not a curated record. Lineage: Eukaryota; Metazoa; Arthropoda; Insecta; Diptera; Tephritidae. Gene Ontology annotation, molecular function: serine-type endopeptidase activity.
AUGUCGAAACUAUUCAUUCAACUUGCGAUCUGUCUUGGGCUAAUCGCUUUGGUGAGCGCACAUCCCUACACCACCGGACGCAUUGUUGGCGGUGAGAAUGCUGUUGAAGGCGCAUUACCCUAUCAAGUGUCACUUCGUUAUAGCGGAUCGCACAUUUGUGGUGCAGCGAUUAUCAAUCAGCGCUAUGUGCUCUCAGCCGCGCAUUGUGUAGGCGAUGAGGAUGCCGAUGGCAACUACGUUGUCGAUCCUGCUAGCUAUUUCUCGAUUCGUGCGGGUUCAAGUGAUCGCCUACGUGGCGGUGUGGUCGUCAAGGUCACAAACAUUGUAGUGAAUGAGAAUUAUGCAAACUUUUUGCACGAUUUAGCAGUGCUCCGCUUAGAAUCUGCCCUAAUUUAUUCAAAUAACAUAAAACCAAUUCCUUUGGCCAGCGGUGAAGUGCCGACCGGCGAACAAGUACUCAUCUCAGGCUGGGGUCGUCUAACCACCACUGGCGAUGCGCCAACUAAAUUGCAAUAUAACUAUGUGCAGGCUAUUUCUAAAUUAUCUUGUUUUACCAGAAUUGGUAUGUACAGUGAUGCGCUGCUGUGCUUGGGACAUCCGGAAAAUAAUGGUGCUUGCUUUGGUGACUCCGGUGGUCCGGCUGCAUAUCAAGGCGAACUUGUAGGAGUUGCUAGUUUUGUGGUUGGUGGUUGCGGCACCACCAGCCCAGAUGGUUAUGCGAAGGUUUACGAACAUGUGGACUGGAUUAAGGAGCACUCAAAAUUAUGCUCGUGGUUAUCAUACGAGUAUAAGAAUAUUUACGUGCACACUUACAUGCAUAGCUAUGUACUCACGUGCAACGGCAUCGCAAUGGCCAAAUUCGCAUUUUUCUCUUUGAUCUGCCUGAUUUGCGCUGUGAUCGGUCAAGCUAGUCCCACGGCGCGUGUUGUGGGUGGUGUGGAUGCUUACGAGGGUCAGUUUCCACAUCAAAUUUCGUUACGUCGCAAUGGUUCACAUACUUGUGGUGGUUCGAUAAUUAGUAAAAAUUUCAUAUUGACCGCAGCGCAUUGUGUGGGCACCACAGACGCCGCGGGUACCUAUUAUACCUACAAUGCAACCACCUUCACUGUACGUGCCGGUUCCACCGAUCGUUUUCGUGGCGGCGUUGUAGUCAAUGUCAAAGAGAUCAUCACCCACGAGAAUUAUGGAAAUUUCUUGAAUGAUGUGGCGCUGUUGCAUUUAAGCGAGCCAUUAAUCCUAUCGAAGAACAUUCAACCUAUUAAGUUGGCUACAAAAGAAUUACCCUCCGGCACACCAGUCAUAAUUUCCGGCUGGGGUCGCCUAAAGGCUGGUGGUGAUUUGCCACAAAAGUUGCAGUGGAACACAUUGUCGGCAAUUUCGCGUGACGAAUGCAAAGCAGCCAUCUAUUGGGAUAGUGAUGCUCUUAUUUGUCUGGCGCACAAUCCUAAUAACGGUGCAUGCAAUGGUGAUUCUGGUGGACCUGCUUUGUACGAGAGCGAAGUGGUGGGCAUUGCUGGAUUCGUUUAUGGCGGUUGUGGUACUGGCAAUCCAGAUGGUUAUGCUAAGGUCUAUUAUCAUGUGAAUUGGAUUAACGAACAUGCUGGCUUGUAA